AUGAGUACAGAGAUCUUCCGAGUUGUGAUAUUUCAAAAAUAUCCGGAUGUUCCCUCACAACAAGGUGUCCACUUUCAAACUCUCCUGGAUGGAAUAGAAACUAAAACUAAUGUAAGACUUAUAAAGGCACACCAGUCUUCCAGGAAGCAAUACACAAAUCCAGAAAUACCCAGGGCUGCUGUCAGUGCCAGAGGUCCCUCAUCCAGAGAGAACAACAAAGGGUGGAAGAUGGAGCCAAGAGUCUUCCAAAGAAAUUUUCCACCUAGACAAAAUGGACAGGUGUACCUGCUGUAUGAAAUCAGGCGGAGAAGACGUGCUGUCCGGAGGAACUGGUGCUCGAACAAUGGUGAACAACAUGCUGAAAUCAACUUCCUGGAAAAUCGUUUCAAUAUCAGGCCACAAAUUCCUUGCUCCAUCACCUGGUUCCUUUCAACUAGUCCCUGUGGAAACUGCUGCAGAAGGAUUCUGGAGUUCCUGAGGUCACGCCCUAACGUGACCUUGGAUAUAUAUGCAGCCAAGCUGUUCAGGCCCCGAGAUUCACGGAACCGACAAGGUCUCUGUGACCUGAUGAUGAAUGGAGUCGCUAUACGUAUCAUGAACCUUGAAGAUUACAGGUACUGCUGGAGAAAUUUUGUUGCACACCAACCUGGAGAAGAUGAUUAUUGGCCCCAGAAUGUCACUUUAUACUUCAUUCUGAGUAGCAUAGAACUCUUACAUAUCUUUUUGGUAAGUAGACACCUGAAAAAAACACCAAGAGCAAAAAUAAAUGCAAAAAAUCCAAGGAAAAGGAGAUUUGGAUGA
Camarhynchus parvulus is the source of this 801-nucleotide messenger RNA. RefSeq names its product C->U-editing enzyme APOBEC-1-like. Gene Ontology annotation, cellular component: nucleus; cytoplasm. Gene Ontology annotation, molecular function: RNA binding; cytidine deaminase activity; zinc ion binding. Bases 1 to 801 code for a protein of 266 amino acids. Gene Ontology annotation, biological process: cytidine to uridine editing. Lineage: Eukaryota; Metazoa; Chordata; Aves; Passeriformes; Thraupidae. The transcript has 5 exons. The record is from RefSeq and is a predicted model, not a curated record.